This is a messenger RNA of Gossypium arboreum, 2644 nucleotides long. RefSeq names its product pentatricopeptide repeat-containing protein At1g20300, mitochondrial. The record is from RefSeq and is a predicted model, not a curated record. Lineage: Eukaryota; Viridiplantae; Streptophyta; Magnoliopsida; Malvales; Malvaceae. Gene Ontology annotation, molecular function: protein binding. The transcript is spliced from 2 exons. The coding region runs from base 110 to 1702 and encodes 530 amino acids.
CUUAAAACCCCUCAAAAAGCUAGUUAAUCUUUGAGCUGCUGCAGCUAGCACUCUGUAAACUCUAAAUCUUAUUUCUACACUCAUUUUUGAACCGCAAAAGGCAAUUUCCAUGGCUUUAACCAAGGCAAGGCAACGCUUUCCAUCCUCUUUCUCUCUUCCAUUCUUCAAAUUUUACUCUUCUUCAGUGUCAACCCCACUACAAGAAGUUGAAGCCGCCGAUGCUGAAACGACUGUAAAACCCCAACCCGCCGCACUUUCCCCCGAAGAAACCCAAGUCGCCGAACAAUUCCGUUCCUUAAUCAAAGAGCACCACCGCAAAAACCCCAACCCAGACCCGAACUCGACCCCUCCAUCCCCUAACUUCACCAUCCCUUCUCUCUCCCUCGACUUCUCCAAUAUCUCUACCGUCCAUCCCGUCUCCCCUUCCCUCGUGCGCUACGUCAUUGACAAGUGCAGUGGGGUUCGCCAUGGCAUACCUUUCCUCCAAACCCUGUCCUUCUUCAAUUGGGCCGCCGCACGUCCCGACUUUGCUCACUCUCCCGACCCUUACAACGAAAUGAUCGACCUUGCUGGAAAGUUGAGGCAUUUCGGCUUGGCUUGGCAUUUGAUCGAUCAGAUGAAAGCCAAAAGCGUCGACAUCUCACUCGAAACAUUCGCCAUACUAAUACGGCGUUAUGUGAAGGCCGGAUUGGCUGCAGAGGCCGUGCACGCGUUUAAUCGCAUGGAGGAUUACGGGUGCGUUCCCGAUAAGGUUGCGUUUUCAGUUUUGAUUAGUAUUUUAUGCAGAAAAAGAAGGGCUGAUGAAGCCCAAACUUUUUUCGAUAAAUUGAAGGACGAAUUUGAACCUGAUGUGAUUCUCUACACCAGCUUGCUUUACGGCUGGUGUCGAGCCCGUAAUAUCUCAGAGGCCGAAAGGGUAUUCAGAGAAAUGAAAAUGGCAGGGAUUAAGCCUAAUGUGUAUAGUUAUACGAUUGUGAUUGAUGCAUUGUGUAGAUGUGGCCAAAUUACGCGUGCUUAUGAUGUUUUUGCGGAGAUGGUUGAUGUAGGUUGUGAGCCAAAUUCCAUUACUUUUAAUAACUUGAUGAGGGUUCAUGUCAAGGCUGGUCGCACAGAGAAGGUCUUGCAGGUUUAUAAUCAGAUGAAAAGACUCGGUUGUGCUGCAGAUACGGUAACUUAUAAUUUUCUCAUAGAGAGUCAUUGUAGGGAUGAUAACCUUGAUGAGGCUGUUAAAGUGCUUAAUUCGAUGCUUAAGAAAGGGUGUAUCCCGAAUUCGUCUACUUUCAAUACUAUAUUUAAGUGUAUUGAGAAGUUAAGGGAUGUGAAUGCCGCUCACCGAAUGUACGCUAAGAUGAAGGAGUAUAAAUGCAUGCCUAAUACUGUUACUUAUAAUGUUUUGAUGCGAAUGUUUGCCAGCGCCAAGUCUGCUGAUAUGGUUCUCAAGUUAAAGAAGGAAAUGGAUGAGAAUGAGGUUGAGCCUAAUGUGAAUACAUAUCGGAUUUUGAUCACAAUGUAUUGUGGGAUGGGGCAUUGGAACAAUGCUUACAAGCUAUUUAAAGAGAUGAUUGAGGAAAAAUGCUUGAAACCAAGUAUGCCUCUUUAUGAAAUGGUGCUGGAGCAGUUGAGAAAAGCUGAGCAGUUAAAGAAGCAUGAGGAACUGGUAGAGAAGAUGGUUGAUAGGGGAUUCACAACACGUCCUUUGUAGAAGUAGUUUCUUGGUGUUCUAUCCAUGAGGUUAGUUUGGGUAGGGUUACCAGUUAAAAAAACCAAGUAUUGAUGGGAGUUAAGAAUAAACUGAAAUGAUCGACAAAUGACGCCACAGCUGCAUAUCAUAUCUAGCAUCUCAGUCAGACCUUUCAGUCUUAUCAGGUUCCUUCUGCAAAAUCCAUUUCGUUUCAGGCAAAGCAAGUACACUUAGUGUUUGAAACACAUUCAUUAACUGAUAAAUUUGGUAAAAGAAGCAACAAAGCAGUGAAUAUGCAUUUUUUUUUUUUUAUUGAGUGAUUCAAGCAGCGUUGGGUGUAAUGUACAAUUUUGAAUAGACGCAUGUUAGAAUCAUUAAAUCUUGGACUCUUUUCACUUUGCUAUAGGCCUACAAUGGAUGCCGGGAAUUGAGUUCAAUCCAUUACUUUCUUAGUUGGACAUGAACCAUAAGUUAUGUUGAUUGGAAGUUGUUGAAUUUAAAUAAUAGUGAAAGUAAUAAAUAAAGAAAAUGAUAUAAAAAUAGAUUACAUCCGCGGCGGACCCAAUAGUUGAGAGAUUUUAAACACAAUCAGCACAGCUGUAUGGAAACUCCAGGGCAGGCCGGCAAGCUCAACCCUAUAAUUCGGAAGAUCGGAAAUUCCAAAGUGAAUAUCACAAUAUAUUAUGAUUGACAGACGUCCAUGGACACCAAUCAAGUAUUAUUUUGUCAUCAGUUUUACAUUUCAUAUGUUAUUUUUAUUGAUUUCGAAAUAUAAGGGAGGUCUCCCCAAGACAGUUUUUCAAUGUUAAAAGAUGGCAAGGAGUGGAUAUCUGUGGGAACAUUGUUUCCCUCGUAGUUAUUUUUACUGCAAAACAACUACUUUGUUUCAUGUAUCUUUAGCCAAAGAAAUUGGAAGGCAAUGAUCUUUGGAUAAAUAAAUAGUUGUUUGACGUCAAGGUAAAA